AUGGACUGCUCGGAAGCUUGCCAAAGGUCCCACUGGAAUUCUGGGCACAAGACGACUUGCAAGGAUUUUAAAUUGUCUGGUAAAGUUAAUUCAACGCAGUCUGUAUCUGUACUGCUUGGAAAGAAAUCUUCUACUGCGGUUUCACUGGUUUCUGCCAAUGGAACCUCCAAGAUGCUCAACCCGUCAAAACAGAUUCUUUUUCCCUAUGAGGAAUUUGUGGAACUUUUUAACUGGAAAAAGCCAGGUUUCCCUCCUUGUGGGCUUCUGAAUUGUGGAAACAGCUGUUUUGCCAACGUGGUUCUACAAUGUCUUGCAUAUACGCAGCCCCUUUUAGCCUACUUGUUGGAGAAAGGCCAUAGGACUGAAUGCAGGCGGAAUGAUUGGUGCUUCCUGUGUGAAUUUCAAACCCAUGUUGAAAGAGCUAGCCAAAGUCAUCAUCCUUUUUCACCAAUCAAUAUUCUCUCACGUUUACCUAAUAUUGGUGGUAAUCUUGGCUAUGGAAAACAGGAGGAUGCCCAUGAGUUCAUGAGGUUCGCUAUUGAUACAAUGCAAUCAGUGUGCCUUGAUGAAUUCGGUGGAGAAAAGGCUGUUUGUCCAAGCUCUCAAGAGACGACCCUUAUUCAGCAUAUAUUUGGUGGUCGCCUCCAGUCUCAGGGCACUCUGUUUGGUGGUGCAGCCAUUGGUUGGUUGGACUAG
Molecule: messenger RNA, 696 nt
Organism: Ilex paraguariensis (yerba mate)
Lineage: Eukaryota; Viridiplantae; Streptophyta; Magnoliopsida; Aquifoliales; Aquifoliaceae
Source: the annotation of a GenBank genome assembly